This is a messenger RNA of Eruca vesicaria subsp. sativa (arugula), 1245 nucleotides long. The record is from the annotation of a GenBank genome assembly. Lineage: Eukaryota; Viridiplantae; Streptophyta; Magnoliopsida; Brassicales; Brassicaceae.
AUGGACUCUCAUUCUUGUCACCAAACCAACAACCAGACCAAACAGAUCAUCCUCGUACACGGUCCCAUCAUCAUAGGAGCCGGUCCUUCGGGUCUCGCCACGUCUGCAUGUCUCUCUAGCCGUGGAGUCCCCUCUUUGAUCCUAGAACGUUCCGGUUCAAUAGCAUCACUAUGGAAAUCCAAAACGUACGACCGACUCAAACUCCACCUCCCAAAACACUUUUGCAGAUUACCACUCUUGAACUUCCCUGAAAACUUCCCAAAAUACCCUUCUAAAAACGAGUUCUUGGACUACCUUGAGUCAUACGCUUCUCAUUUUCGUAUCGCCUCUAGGUUCAAUGAGAACGUCCAAAACGCUGCUUACGAUUCUUUCUCCGGUUUGUGGAGAGUUCAGACUCUAAGUGGCACAGAGUAUCUCUCUAAGUGGCUUCUCGUGGCGACUGGUGAAAACGCAGAUGCUUAUGUCCCAGAGGUUCCAGGGAUAGUGAAGUUUUCUGGUGGGAAAAUUAUUCAUGCAAGUGAAUACAAAAGCGGUGAAGAGUUCCGACAACAGAAAGUUUUAGUUGUCGGAUGUGGAAACUCAGGCAUGGAGAUUAGUUUGGAUCUUGUUCGACAUAACGCUUCUCCUCAUCUUGUUGUCCGAAACACCGUUCAUGUGUUGCCAAGGGAGAUAUUUGGCUUAUCAACAUUUGGAGUCGGGAUGACACUUCUCAAAUGUUUACCAUUGAGGUUUGUUGAUAAGUUCUUGUUACUGAUGGCUCAUCUUUCGUUUGGAAAUACCGACCGGUUAGGUUUACGCAGACCGAAAACCGGUCCACUUAAGCUAAAGAAUGUCACCGGAAAAACUCCGGUUCUUGACGUCGGAGCUAUGACUCACAUCAGAUCUGGCAAGAUUCAGAUAAUGGAAGGUGUAAAGGAAAUUACAAAAAAUGGAGCAAAGUUUAUGGAUGGUCAAGAAAAGGAAUUUGACUCUAUCAUAUUUGCCACUGGUUACAAAAGUAACGUGCCUACUUGGCUUCAGGGAAGUGAUUUGUUCACAAAGGAAGGGAUGCCCAAAACGCCGUUUCCUAACAGUUGGAGAGGAGGGAAAGGAUUGUACACGGUUGGGUUUACGAGGAGAGGACUCCUUGGAACGGCGUCUGACGCGGUUAAGAUCGCUGGUGAAAUAGCUGACCAGUGGAGAGACGAUAUCAAAGGGACCAAGAAUCUGUGCAGCUCUCGCUUUGUCAUUAUUUCUAAAUCCUAA